This is a messenger RNA of Ectocarpus sp. CCAP 1310/34, 2060 nucleotides long. Lineage: Eukaryota; Phaeophyceae; Ectocarpales; Ectocarpaceae. The record is from the annotation of a GenBank genome assembly.
ACACACAACGAUAACUGGUGAGAUCCCGUCCCGACAGCCGUCCGUGCAUCCUCUGCGUGUCCUCUGUUUGUGUGCCUCACCCUCACCCUCUCUGUGAUGUCUUUCCUAGAAAUAAAAUAGCAACGGCCGCACCCGCACCAGCGCCAUGUGUGUGUUGGUCUGUCUCUUGUGUUGCAGCCUCCCUUCAUGCUGUCCCACGCUGUCGAUGCUGCUCUGUACCUGUUGCUCUGUACCUGUUGUUGCCGUCGUACGUACGUUGGUGAUCAUGUGCCUGUACUGGUGUGAUCAGGCCAGGCCUUGCCUGUUUGUUCUUGCCGUGUAAUCCGGAGUCUUUUCUUCUGGCUGCUCGGCUGUGCGCCGGGCCUGCCUGUUGUCCUUGCCGUGUAAGCUGGAGUCUUUUCUUCUGACUGCUCGGCUGUAUGGUGGUGCUACAAUACUGGGCUGGUAGAGGUGCUGGCAUGUGCACGCACUUGCCCAAUCCCUUAACUUCAUGUGUCUACCCUCCAUGCUCGCGUCGUGGGACCCGUGGCCUGCCGUGCGGUGGUGUCAUUGCUAGGAAUGCUUCCAUGCAGUGCUGCUCUGCCGGCCUCUUACGGUGCUCGUGAUGCUGGCGCUGCGGGAGCUUUUGCGGGCUACCCUGUACAAGCCCACCCCGUACAGCAACAACAGCAGCAGACAUUGACCACCAGCCCUCCGCCGGAAACGCAGGUGUACGUUCCGGCUGUGUUAAAGGCGAACCUGGAGGCAGUGCAGACGGAGGGAAAGACGCUUGAAGACGUGGAGGAGGAGGUGGUGAGGUUGUGCGCCGGUGAAGGGGCGAUCCUUUCUACCGCGAAAUCGACGAGUCUCGACACCGCACCUGGGGUACUACGGCGGAACGUAAAGGGAAGCGCGAGAACUGGUUGUCCGUUUGAGGUUAGCGUCCGGCACGCGAAGACCCACAGGUGGCCCAAGAUUAGCAACAUGAAGCUCAAGCACAACCACAGCGUCGACCGUAACGCCAUCGAUGUCCAGGUUCGCCUCGCAUCAAAACUAACGGAGGAGCAGCUGGGACAAGUGAAGCAGAUGACAAGUCAUGGGAUGAAGCCAAAAGAGGUGACAAAAGCAAUGAAGGCGUUGCACGAGGACGGCGACAUCGACAUCAACAAGCGCGCGGUGCAGAACGCGGCUGCCACUGUGCGCACGGGGCGGAGAAGCCGAGAGAUGCCGCCGAUGCGUGCGAAGAGGUCUUGGCCGCGACGGCCGACGGCGGAGUGUGCGAGAUAAAGAUGGAUGACAGCGGCCGCUUGACGCACAUCUGGUGGCAAACGAGAGAGCAGGUGGCGCUUUGGAAUCGGUACGGUCACGUUGCGCUCUACGACGACACCGCCGUCAAGAACAGAUACCGGAUGCCCCUCGGUGUGCUCGCUUUCAUCGAUUCAGAGUAUCGGACGCGGAUCGUCGGCCAAAGCAUAACGGCGGACACCACAACGGACACUUUCCUGUGGAUGUUGAAGAGUGCGUUGGAGUCUCGCGGGGGGGAAGCAGCCGGAUAUCUUCAUCCAGGACGCGGAUGCGGCGAUGACGGCGGCGGUGCGCGAGGUGUUCCCGGACGCGCUGGCGAGGCGCUGUUUAUGGCACCUCAACCAGAACAUCAUCAAGGCCCUCGCUAAAGUCCUUGGUGGGGAGAUGAAGCCUUUCAUGGACGAGUUCAGGUGUGUGCGUCAGCAGCUGUCAUUGGCGAAGUUUGAAGGGAAGUUCAACGCCCUCCUCGAAAAGUACCCGAAGGCGGAGAGGUACAUGCGAGUGGUAUAUGACGACCGCGCACGGUGGGCGGAAUAUGUGUCGCCCCUGGUGUUCUCCGUGGGUUCGUGGACGACAUCAAGAGUUGAAGGCCAAAACGCCCUCAUCAAGGAUAAGUGCAACUCGCGCUCCUCGCUUUUGGACGUGGCGAAGUACUUUUCGGGCAUCAUCUGUUCCCAGAAGGAUGCCGCCAUGCUGCGAGACGCCAUCGACCAUCUGCCGCCUAAUCGGAUGGUGGCUCCACCAGCGACCGCUUUCAAAAGUGUGCUCGAGUCCUG